AUGGGCUCCAUCAGAUCGUAUGCCUCCCAAAUCGGGGCUGUCUCAACCAGAGACGAUAUCCAUCCUCAACCGCAGGAAAAAGGCACAAAUGGACAAGGACAGAGCUCGGUCCUACCGACCCUCGAAAAGGACCAUCCCGCCCGCUAUGUAUUGGGCAUCUUCCGCGUGAAGAGCGCAGGAGAGAGCGGCCGGACUGGAGUUCACCCAAUCCACUUCCUCCUCGUCUGCUUCAAGAGCAUCUGCACCGUAUCCAUGGUCGUCAAUAUCCUCUGGCCCUUCGUCCCCGCCGCGAUCGUAAUGCACUUCGCGCGCCCCGACCUGCACGUCUGGGUAUUCGCGUUGAACUAUAUCGCCAUGGUCCCCUCUGCAAACCUGCUCGGCUUCGCGGGCGGAGAACUAGCCAAGAAGUUACCCAAAGUAUUCGGCGUCCUGUUAGAGACGACGCUUGGCUCUGUCGUCGAACUGGUCCUCUUCAUGGUGCUGCUGCAUAAUGAUACCAGUAAUGAACCCAAUAGCGAACAUAGCUUGAUUCCCGUCAUCCAAGCCGCGAUCCUCGGCUCCAUUCUCGCCAAUUUGCUGCUCUGCCUGGGUAUGUGUUUCUUUGUUGGCGGGUUGAAGCGCAGCGAGCAGGUCUUUCAUGAGGCUGUUAGUGAGGUUGGGACGGGAUUGUUGCUGGUAGCGGGCUUCGGUCUUUUGAUCCCGAGUGCGUUCUACUCUGCACUGAAGGGUGCUGUGAAUCCGAAAUUCACGCUGCAAGAGCUGGAUGACUCGGUCACUACUAUCAGUCGUGCCACUUCGGUGAUUCUUCUAAUGGCGUUUUUCGGGUACCUCGUCUUCAACCUACACAGCCACAACUCCAUCUUCGACGACGUCUUAGAAAUGGACGAGCGACAAGACGAAGACCGAGACGAAGAAAGCCAGCGCGCAAAACUCACCUUCAUCGAAUGUCUCAUUGCCAUCGCCAUCUCCCUUACAUGCGUCUGCAUGUCCGCCGUGUUCCUGGUCCAGGAAAUUGAGCACAUCGUUGCCCUCGGUGUCUCGGAUAACUUCAUGGGAUUGAUUCUAGUCCCCCUCGUCGAGAAGGCCGCCGAGCAUUUAACCGCCGUCGACGAAGCCUGGGAUAACCAGAUCAAUUUUGCGCUGUUCCACUGUCUCGGCCCUUCGAUCCAUACUGCCCUGUUGAAUGCGCCUCUUGCUGUCAUUGUGGGCUGGGGCCUCGAUAAGAACAUGACCCUCAACUUCGAAAUCUUCAUGGUUGUCUUGCUCGUGCUGUCGAUCUUGGUCGUUGGCAACUUCCUGCGUGAUGGGAAGUCGAAUUACCUAGAGGGAAUGCUUUGCGUGCUGGUAUACUUUAUUAUCGCCGUUACUUCUUGGUAUUAUCCUAAAGUUGAUGUGGCGGCGACGAACCAGGCUUGA
Molecule: messenger RNA, 1416 nt
Organism: Penicillium manginii
Lineage: Eukaryota; Fungi; Ascomycota; Eurotiomycetes; Eurotiales; Aspergillaceae
Product: hydrogen/calcium exchanger domain-containing protein
Exons: 2
Coding region: 1-1416 (471 amino acids)
Biological process (GO): calcium ion transmembrane transport; intracellular calcium ion homeostasis
Cellular component (GO): fungal-type vacuole membrane
Molecular function (GO): calcium:proton antiporter activity
Source: RefSeq, a predicted model, not a curated record